Messenger RNA from Beauveria bassiana ARSEF 2860, 1521 nucleotides. RefSeq names its product SCF E3 ubiquitin ligase complex F-box protein grrA. NCBI's taxonomy places the organism in Eukaryota, Fungi, Ascomycota, Sordariomycetes, Hypocreales, Cordycipitaceae. Bases 1 to 1521 code for a protein of 506 amino acids. Gene Ontology annotation, molecular function: protein binding. The transcript has 4 exons. The record is from RefSeq and is a predicted model, not a curated record. Gene Ontology annotation, biological process: SCF-dependent proteasomal ubiquitin-dependent protein catabolic process. Gene Ontology annotation, cellular component: SCF ubiquitin ligase complex.
AUGGAACACCAGGAUAUACAGGUCAUCGGCGGUGUUGAACAUCUUCCCGAUGAGAUCCUCGUUAUGAUUUUCUCCCAACUUCGUCAAAGAUCAUAUCUCAAGGGCGUAUUGCUCGUCUGCAAGCAAUGGGCAAAGAACGCCGUCGGUCUUCUCUGGGGUUAUAUCCUUUUCAAGGACGGCCGCCUCGUCUGGAGGACGCUUGCUACGCCUGGGACCUGGUUUAACUACCGCAGCAUGGUCAAAGUCGUCUGUCUCGAUAGCAAUGUGGCUGAUAAUGAAGUCUUGCCCGACGCCCAGUUCAGGCUCAAGGCCCUCAAACUCCUCAAUUGCCGCCUUACCGAAACGGGGUUGGCCCCCCUCGUACAAGACAUAACUUCCCUGCGUGUACUCAAAAUUGUUGACGAGCAUGACAAUGCUGGGAUUCACAUUCGCACCAUCGCUGACCGCUGCACUGCCCUUCGCCGUCUCAAAAUACGCUCUUGCAAGACGAGUCUUCAGAGCCUGUCCACACUCACGAAGAGCUGCAAGGAUUUAAAACAAGUUGGUUUUUUUGAUUGUUCUCAGCUCUGUGACGAGCAUGUUCUUGCCCUCGCCGAGAACUGCCGGAAUAUCAUGUCAUUUAGGCUGCAUGAUUGCGGACAAAUCACGAGUGCUUCUGUCGCGGUGUUAAUAUCUAACUGCAACAACCUGCGCGAGCUACAAGUCGAGCGUUGCGACCUCGUCGACCAUGUCGCCUUCCUCGGUCUACCCGAUAAGGCACUCAAAUACCUCUGGUCCCUGAGCCUGCAAUGCCGCAGUCUGACGAACGCUGCUAUCUCUCCUAUAAUCAGAGCAGCCCCCAGGAUACAAUAUCUUUACUUGAAUCAAUGCAGUAUCACCGACGCCGCUCUCCCCGCUAUUUCCAGGCUUCAGAGCCUAAAUGUCCUACACGUUCUCGGUAAUGCCGGGAUCACCACGACGGGAUUACAAGUGCUUAAAGCCCGCUGCACUAAUAUUCGUGAAAUUGAUUCUGAUAAUUUCUCAUAUGAAAGCAAAGGCCUGUGCUUGGGGCUAUUCGAAUUAGGUGUAGCUAAACGAGACGCCAUGCUUAGCCUGCCUCAUGCUGAAGUCUUGAUACAGGCUGGCCCAGAAGACUGGAUUUCUACCACGAUUAUCAAUAUGGCCAAACAAGCGGUUUUUCUGCUUCUAUACUCAAAAUGUCCAAACGCGUCGGUUGGUGCAGAGACGAAUGAUGCUGAAAAGUACAGUGAAUACGCGUCUACGUACUAUCAGACCGCCAUUACGCAGUAUUUCUCGGGGCAGUGCUUGCCGAUCAACUACUUUCACAUUCUCACCACAUACUUCUGUGCGUAUCAGGCAAUGAGGGGAAACAAAGAGACGGCUGAAAUGCAUUUGGAAAAUUUUCCAUUCGAUUUGAGACGAAAAUAUCGCCGUUUUCUUUGCUACUACAUAAGUCUGUUGCCACCAGAAUGGAACUACUUCAGACUCGAGGACGGUUCGCCGCCAGUGAACGACCAUUAA